AUGUUCGAAAUAUUUGAGGAUUUCAAUUCAUUUCACGUGAGUAUGCUUACUUAUAUAAUAUUAGGGAGCAUAAUUGUUGUAUUAAACAUGCCUUUAUUAUAUCUACUCAUAUUUAUAAAGCAGAAUAGAGAGAGAAAGGAAUUUGUGUUAAUUGCGAUUAUCUGUUCUGUGGAUUUACUAUAUGUUGUCGUGAACAGUUAUAAUAGCAUCUCCCGUCUUAUUCUAGGCACCUCGACAAACGUUGUCGCAAAAAUUGAAUGUGUUCUAAGGCCAAAUCUAUUCAUCAGUCUCGUAGUUAUUCAACUAGUUUCCCAAAUGCCGCUGUUUGUGGCUAUCGACCGAUUAUUCGCCGUUGUCUACAGCAUUUGGUAUUAUAAACGCGGGGUCUGCUAUUCAUUCUUUUUAUGUUCCUUGCCAAUGAUUGGAAGUGUUGUGACGACGAUUGCAAAUGUCAUUUCAAUUUAUAAUGGUCCCGAAAAAGAAUCACAGGUGAUGGCUGUAUGCUUCUCGUCGAGUCUCGUCGCGAGCUCUUUCAAACCAUAUUUUCACGGCACAAAAUGGGCGUGUCUAAUAUUGGCGACAAUUGUGAAUGUUUUUGUCGGCAUAAUUCUUCAUUGCAAUACGAAAAUCAAGCAUCAAAACACAACGAAAAGAUUAAAAAAUGCAAAUAUGGUAAUAUUCUCGAACACGGUAAACUCGCUGGUGUUCCUUAUGAUUCCUGAUAUGAUAUUGGCUUAUCCGCCGAAAAUGGACAAUUUUAUUUAUCUCCAAAUCACAAUGUUUUCAUUGAUAAUGAGCAAAAUUAUUUUCAAUAUAGUUCUUUUUCUAUUUUUCCACAAAGAACUGCGAACGCUUUAUCUAAAUUUAUUCAAACGAAAACUGUUUUACAAUGGUGGAAGAAUGAGUGGAGUCCGAAUUGUUCCUGUCCCGCAGCAGGAGCUCAAAACAUCAGCCCAUAACGCUUAA
Caenorhabditis bovis is the source of this 966-nucleotide messenger RNA. The record is from the annotation of a GenBank genome assembly. Lineage: Eukaryota; Metazoa; Nematoda; Chromadorea; Rhabditida; Rhabditidae.